AUGGUCUUCCGUCGUUCCCACCAGCCGGAAUCAGCCGGCUCCGACAUCUCCAGUGUCCAGAACCAUUUGGAUAUCGUGAGUAGCAUUGGCAGCUCGACUUCACCAUCACUGGACAUGAAACAACUAGAGCUAGUGUUACAAUGGAUCAAACACACACAUCGACUCUUCGCUCGCAACGAGGAAACGAGAAAGAUCUGGGAAAUGCCAGUCCUGCAAGAAGCGCUCCAAGCUCCAUUCCUGAUGCACGGGAUUCUCGCUAUCUCCGCGCUCCAUCUUUCAGUGAUUUCACAUUUAAAUGCCGACGAUAGUUACUCUGAAUGGGUAAAUACUGCAAUCGCCCACAAGAAUACCGCCUUAUCAAUGUUCUCCGAGCAACUACCUAAUAUCAGUCAAGCCAACGUGAAACCCAUGAUGAGUUUCGCAAGCCUGGCAGUCGUGUUUAGCUUUGCAACUACGCAAAAUCUUGGACCGUCUCAGCGAGAGGGACCUAGCUUGGAUGCCUUGAUAGAUAUUUUUACGUUAUCGCGUGGCGUCCAGCAAGUUGUCAGUGCAGAAGCGGAAUUUAUAUUCGCAAGCAAUUUCGGCCCGCUCUUCGACAUGAAAGCUCCAGAUACACAAAUCCCGACGGAAUUUCAAGAUGCAUUUGAGCGGCUAGAGGAGUUGAACCUAGACUAUUAUCGCCGGUCACCCGGUCAUGACAUGGUCCCUUAUCAAAAGGCUAUUGCCUUUAUGCGGCAGCUUGCGCCUUUUACCUUUGCCGAGCCGAUGUCACUGACUUUAGCUGGGGGGGUUCGCGAUCCGGGCCGCGGGUGA
Messenger RNA from Penicillium cosmopolitanum, 813 nucleotides. RefSeq lists its product as uncharacterized. Gene Ontology annotation, molecular function: DNA-binding transcription activator activity, RNA polymerase II-specific. Lineage: Eukaryota; Fungi; Ascomycota; Eurotiomycetes; Eurotiales; Aspergillaceae. The record is from RefSeq and is a predicted model, not a curated record. The coding region runs from base 1 to 813 and encodes 270 amino acids. The transcript is spliced from 2 exons. Gene Ontology annotation, biological process: regulation of transcription by RNA polymerase II.